AUGGGGCUGCGGGGGGAAGCCUCCCCGGGCGGGAAGGCGGGAAAGCGGCAGAUCGGGAAAGCGGCAGAUCGGGAAAGCGGCAGAUCGCGACAUCGGGAAACCGCGACCGCGCGGGCGGCGCCGCUCCCCGCCCCGGGCCGGCCCCCGUCGGACAACGCCCCCGGCCCUCGGGCCGCCGCCCGCGGCAUUUCCUCUGAGCUCAGCCGGCGGCUGACGCGGGGCCGCGUCCCUCGGAAGAGGAAGCCGGCAGCGGAGCGGAGCGGAGCGGCGGCCGGGGCAGGCAGGGGCGCGGCGGGGCGAGGGGCAGCGGCGCGGCCCGCGCUGGGGGCGGCCGGGGCGGCGGAGGAGGGGGCCGGCGGGGGCGGGCGCUCCCCGCCCGCGGGGCUGGGCGGCGGCUCCCCCCGCGGCCCGAGCCCCCGCCGCGCCCUGCCCGUCUCCCCCCUCCGCGUGCGGGGCUUCUGGCCGCUGCUGACCGCGCUCUGCACCGCGCUCCUCUGCCUCUUCCAGGCGCUGCGCGGCAGCGCGGCCGGCGAGGGCGCGAGGGGCCCGGAGGACGCGGCGGCGGAGGCGGCGGGGCCCGGGGUGCCGCUGCUGAAGGGCUCGGCGCUGCUGCUGCUCGGCUGCCUGCUCGCCCGCUGCUGCGGCGCGGCGGGCGGCGGCCCCCGGCGCGGCGGGGCGCGGUGCACGGCGGGGGCGCGGCGCGAAGCCCUGGAGCGGUUCCACGCGCGGCAGCUGCGGGUGUCGCCGCACGUGCUGGGGCACAGCAAGGCGCACGUGGGGCGGGUGGUGGCCGAGCUGGUGCGCGCCGCCAAGGCCCAGGGGCUGCAGCCUGGCCCGCUGGCUCUCAGCCUGCGCGGGGACUUCGUGCGCAUCGGCAGCGCCUACGAGCAGCACAAGGUGCGCAGCCCCGACUGCUUCGACAUCCUGGUGCCCCUGCGGCUGCCGCCGCACCUGGAGCCCCAGCCGCGCUGUGCUGACGGGCUGGGGCCAUGCGGCGCCUUCGUCUGCGGCCUGCGGGCGAGGGACGGCUGGACACGACGCUGCCGGCCCUUUGCCGAGGGUUUCUGCGUGGAGCUGCAGGGCCGCAGCCACCUCUCCUCGGGGCUGGUGCUGCGCUGGUUCCAGGGCCAUCUGCAGCGGUGCCUGGGAGCCGUGCGGUAUCGGCUGCAGGAGCGGUGCCGCGUCAGCCUCUCGGCGUGCCCCGGGCAGCCGCCCACGCUGCACAUCCUGCCCUGCUCCGACUACGUCUGCUGCCACAUCUCCAUGGCCGUGCGCCUCGUCCCAGCCAUCCCUCUCGGCGAUGCGCUCUACCUCACAGCCCUGCCGCCCGAGGGCCCCCACGGCUCCCUGGCCCCCGAGGCGCUCUGGGGCCUCAACGCCUCGCGGCAGGAGCAGCGGCUGCUGGGCUGGCUGAAGGAGCAGGCCCCGGCCGCCUCCUGCCACCUCAAGUGCCUGCAGAUCCUCAAGGGCCUGCGGGACCUCCGCAGGCACGGCCUGGAGGAGCCCUUCUGCUCCCAGUGGGGCCGAGUGCUCUCCUCCUACAUACUGAAGACGGCCCUCUUCUCCCUGCUGCUGCAGGGGCCCUUGGAGGCCUGGGAUGAGCAGUUCCUGGUGGAGCGGCUGGAGGACCUGGUGCUGUACCUCAGGGACUGCCUGCGCAAGCAGGUGCUGAUGGAUUUCUUCCUGGGCAACACCAGCAUGCCCGAGGCCGUGGCGCUGCCCCGGUUCCUCAAGGAAGCGGCCCCCGUGAACUUGCUGUCUGCCUUCGACGGGCCCACGCUGGACCUCGUAGCCUUCCAGCUGAUCAGCACGUGGGUCCAGGCCCCGCACGUCAUCAGGACGUACAGCAGUCCCCGGUACUGGCGCCCAGUGCCCGCCCCGUGCCGCCACAUGGCUGAGGCCAAGCGGGAGCCGCCGGGAGAGUGAGCUGCUGGCACGCCGGGACUCUCCCGGACAUCGCACACUCCCAGCUCGCUGGUGCUUCGAGAGCCCGCGUCUGCCUGAGGACGGUGGGACUGAUGAAACGUGCUCCUGUGCUUCUGUUCCUGACCGGAGAAGAGCGAGCCAAGACUUACUGAAAUUGUGAUUCUCAUUGGUUGUACGUGGGAAAAUUCUGACAUUUCUGGGGAAAUGCCUUAGUCCGCAAGUGUUGCCUUCGGUCGACAGUUUGCAAACUAAAAGGCUCAAACUGACAUUUUUAGAAAUCCAUGUUAACUUCUUGUCUUAGUGGCAAAAUAGAGCUUUUUCUGAUAUUUUCUUUUUAUGAUGCAAAAUCCAUGUGGGAUUUAAAAAUCUUCCAAGUGCAAACAGCACCUCCCCCCCCAAUCCGUCAAUGUACCAAGAUGUUCUUAAAAUGUGAUAAGCACUAGAGCAUAGGUGUGAUCACAGUUUGAAAUGCUCAAUGCCAUGCUUUAAAUUUCCUGGGUAAUCAAGCACAUUGUGCUAAAUAGAAGUGUAACACAUGUUAGUGUAAACUUGAGGGAAGAAGUGAAACUGCUCUGAUAACAGGAUGAAGAAUCUAGUUUCACAUUUGUGUUCAAGUGAAGGUUAUACUGAAGGAUUGAAAUGCAGAUAGAAUGGAACAAAUAGCACUUUAUUUUCACAAAGGCCUUAUUUUUUUGAUAAUUGGCUGCACUAAAUAUUGCUCUUGAGGAGGCAUUAGUGUUUUGUUAAAGGAGUGGUGUUUGAAUUA
Messenger RNA from Vidua chalybeata, 2692 nucleotides. It is a transcript of the gene ITPRIPL2, whose product is annotated as ITPRIP like 2. Lineage: Eukaryota; Metazoa; Chordata; Aves; Passeriformes; Viduidae. The record is from RefSeq and is a predicted model, not a curated record. Bases 1 to 1926 code for a protein of 641 amino acids. The transcript is spliced from 2 exons.